Camellia sinensis is the source of this 1795-nucleotide messenger RNA. Its product is annotated as pentatricopeptide repeat-containing protein At4g35850, mitochondrial. The record is from RefSeq and is a predicted model, not a curated record. Gene Ontology annotation, cellular component: mitochondrion. Lineage: Eukaryota; Viridiplantae; Streptophyta; Magnoliopsida; Ericales; Theaceae. Gene Ontology annotation, molecular function: protein binding.
ACCUCAACACUGUACGAAACGACACGUACACAUCUUCUGAAACCCCCAAGGGUUUAUGGGCAGUCGCACCAAAACAGAAGCGAAGACAAUCAGGUGCUCUGCAAAAACCCUUUUUCAAACUCACGAAUCCGCCAUGUCCAUGAAGCUCCUUCAAACCAUCUCUGGGCAUCACCGUUCACUGGUUCGAGCACUCGGAGUCCGCCAUUUUGCAGCUUCGACUGAAGAGUACGCAAAGAGAAAUUACGCUAACAAUGAUUCAGAGUACAACACCGUCAUUGCCUCUCUCACUUCUCAACGAAGGCAUUAUUUGUUGAGAGAUGUGUAUGAUGAUAUGAUGCUGGAUGGGGUUAAACCAGAGCGAGAUACAUUCCAUUCACUGAUUGCUGGGGCGAUGAAAGGCGCUCGCUUGCAGGACGCUUUCUUCUUCCGAGAUGAAAUGAAAGCCAUGGGUCUGGUUCCUGAUGCUGCUUUAUACAACUUCUUAAUUUCGACUUGUGGGAAAUGCAAGAAUUCUCAGCAGGCAAUUCAGAUUUUUGAAGAAAUGAGGAGAUAUGAAGUCAAACCUACUGGACAAACCUAUAUCUGUCUAUUGAAUUCAUGUGCAGCUGCUGGACGAUUAGAUCGAGUGUAUGCAAUUGUUCGUGAUAUGACUGCAGCUGGUCUUGGUUUAAACAAGUUUUGCUAUGCUGGACUUAUUGCUGCACAUAAGAAUAAGACUCCAAUAACUGAUGAUACAGCCACCAAAAUUAUCGAGCUUGUUGAGCAGUCCAAGGGGUGGUCUUCAGUUGAAGGAUCAAGAGACAAUGCUGAAAACUUUAUGAUGGGUAUUUCUGAAGAAGAGUUAUAUAAUACCCCCACUGCGGAAUACGUUCAUAGGCGUUCUGGAUUCCUGCAUAGGGAGUUAACUGUUUAUCAUGUUGCAUUUCAUGCCUGUGCAGACCUCAGAAAUGUAGAGGUAAUGGAAACACUUUUGGAAUUGCUCAGAAGGGACAAUAAAACUCCUGAUGUCUUUAUUCUGAUCCAAGUUAUGAGGUGUUAUCUACAUUUUGGAGAUAUUGAACGUGGCCAGAAAAUUUUUGAAGAAUACAUGAAAUCAGGGAAGCAACCUAUGGUGGAACUAUAUGUGACUCUCGCAGAGGGUGCAAUGGUGGGGUAUACUCCCAAGGGAAUGCAACUUGCUCUUGAGACGCUGGAAAAUAUGACCUCGAGGGACUUUUUCUUGAGCCCAAAAAUGGGAAAUGAUCUCCUGCUUGUAGCUGCCGGUGAAAAGACUGGUGGAUAUACCAUGGCCAAUUACGUAUGGGACCUGAUGCAAGCUCGUAAAAUUAUCCCUUCACUCCCUGCUGUUGAAGCAUACUACAAUGGCUUAAAAGAGCGUGAUAUACCUGAAGACGAUCAACGACUGAUCAUAGUCACCCGAACUUACAACAAUUUGCGCCAAAAAAUAGGACCGGGACCUGGCCGUGGACAAUCAUAGUUGGAAAGAAAGUUGUCUGAUGGCAUGGCCCAUCAAUUCUUUUUCGGUUGUACCCUUCGUUUUGAACAGUUUAUUACUCGAAUAAUUAAUUGCUUGAUAGAUUUAUGUAUUAGUUUAAUCUUGAUUUUUUCAGAGAUGAUGUCUUAUUAUGAGUCAGGAUUGUCAGUAGAUCCAAGUUUAUCCAUCUUUGGUCCGGAUAUCGUAUGCAUCAUGUUAGGAAAAUGUUUUUGUAUUACGUCAAUUUAUUCUAGGUGUAAUUCUUAUCACAAAUAACUUUGAACUUACAUUAUACAUUUUAUUUUUAAUAAAUUUUCUAGA